Molecule: messenger RNA, 3684 nt
Organism: Exophiala dermatitidis NIH/UT8656
Lineage: Eukaryota; Fungi; Ascomycota; Eurotiomycetes; Chaetothyriales; Herpotrichiellaceae
Product: protein-tyrosine phosphatase
Exons: 1
Coding region: 629-3202 (857 amino acids)
Biological process (GO): protein dephosphorylation
Molecular function (GO): protein tyrosine phosphatase activity
Source: RefSeq, a predicted model, not a curated record
UGGCAGUGCAUGGUUGAUAUGGAGCCCAUCACAUUGUGCCAGCCCGACCCUUUGUCCCCAACUUCAAGCAUUCAAAGAUAAUGCAUCCCGUCUGCGAGACAAGAAGAAUGGUUCUUUGUGUCACCGCAGACAACUGAGACCACAUUCCACCAAGUCAGAGCCACAGCAGCCGGACUCCCUGUGCCCCUGCGCCCCUCGCGUGCACAGUCUAGACCCCAAUGACGUAGCGGUGUACAGCCUCUCAGGUUACCCUAGUACCAACCAGCACUAUUACUAGUAUCCAACGCUACUGCCGCUGCCGCUGCCACUACCAGCAGUACUAAUUACGCUACUACUAGUACGCCAUGUACCCAGUGCCAGACUGCAGUGCGUGCUGCGACCUGGUUGCGAAAUUGACCCUACUUUUUCCCUUACCAAUCGAACCAUCCCCAACUGCGGCCUCGUUGCCCUCAACCCGCGGCUUUAGCUCAUCCACCUCUCUUGAUCAAUAAUACUACACCUCCCGAACGCAGUCACGACGUCCGACGACCGCCUCGAACAUCACGUCGACAACGGUCUCUCUUCACUUGAAAUCGCUUUGACGGCGACCUCCCCUCCAGCCGAAGGCCCACCGGGCCCCUCCGACGCAAUGUCGGCCACCGCAACAGCGGCUCUCAAGUCACCGUCUCAUUCGCACUCUCACUCCCAUUCAAAAUCACAUUCCCAUACGCAUUCUUCAUACUCUCGGUCUUCACGGCCAUCCACAACUCCACGCACUCAUACUGCCGUUGCGUCGGUCGGUCAGUCGAUGCCGCCUCUCCUCUCUCCAACCACCCGAUCCCCUCAACAGCUCAAAGAUCCCAAGAGUCCCAGUCCGAGUUACUUUGGGUUCGUGGUUGGUGGUGAUGACUCUAUACCCCCGGACUCGAACCCGGGUGCUCACACCCGCCAAAACUGGACGUUCCCCCAUUCCGCCACACAAAACCAUGUUCCGACACCGCGUCACGUCCCUGUCGAGGCCAACCCGGAUUUUGAGGCCUUCCGGAGGCAGUCAGAAACCAACCACCGUUUUCUCCUGAACACGGCGUUCGGCCGACCCUCACAAUCGAGGACGAACUCCUCGACGACGCCAUCCGCUGCGCCGCCAAGGUCCCCAUUCGUCGACACCGUCAGAGCAGAAGAGCGGCCCAGAAAUGAACGCGGGAGGACGCAAGAUACUCAGAUGGACGAUGUCUCCUUUCUGGGUGCUCCGAGAUCGCAAUCUCCGACCCGAAUCAGCCCUCAGAGCGUUGCAGACCAUCAAUAUGCGCGACUCUCAUUACCUGGCAGCGAGCUACGCACGCCGCCUCUUCAGCCCGUCCGACAAACCCCGCGUUCCGAGACUCUGCCAUCGACGAGAGAAAAGGAUCCACCUCCCAUUGUAUCUCCGGUGCAUGUAGCGGAGCUGAUCAAACAUAAUCCAAAAUCCCUACUCGUCCUCGAUCUCAGAGUAUACCAGCAAUAUGCUGCGGCGAGGAUACGCGGCGCUCUCAAUCUGUGCAUUCCUACCACUUUGUUGAAAAGGCCCGCGUAUAAUGUCCAGAGGCUUGCUGAGACAUUCUCUUCGUCUCCCGAGGACCAAAGCACUUUUGCCAAGUGGCGGGAUUGCACCCAUAUCAUAGUCUAUGAUGCCAAUUCCGCCCUUGCGAAAGAGGCCGUUACUCCUUUGAAUGUCCUCAAGAAAUUCACCACCGAAGGUUGGGUCGGAACUGGCAUUGUGGUCAAAGGAGGGUUCCUGGCGUUCCAAAAGAUGGCCCCGGAACUUGUCGACACGGGACCGCCCCAUGCUGGAAAAGCUGCUACGGCACAACUUCUGUCCAUUUCGGCCUCUGGUAAAGACGCCGUCCCAGUUGCUGGAGGUUGCGCGAUGCCCAGUGAAAAGUCGGCGGCCAAUCCUUUCUUUGGAAACAUCCGCCAAAAUAUGGACCUGCUGGACGGUGUGGGACAAAUGCCCAUCAAGAAGCCGCUGAACAUGACUUCGGAAACGGAACAUAGCAUGCCGCAAUGGUUGCAACGCGUGUCCUCGAACUCGGAUGCCGGCAAGCUGGUGUCGGACAAAUUCUUGAACAUAGAAAAAUGCGAGCAGGAGCGGAUGCAGGAGGCGCUCAGCGGCAAAGUGUCGUACGGGACCCCGAGAAGUGAAGCACCAAGCAAAAUCCAAGUUGCUGGAAUCGAGAAGGGAUCCAAGAACCGAUACAACAACAUUUUCCCCUAUGACCACGCCAGGGUACGACUGCAAAAUGUCCCCAAUGGGAGCUGCGACUAUAUCAAUGCCAGCCACAUCAAGGCGGAAUUUUCCAAUCGCCAUUACAUUGCCACACAGGCGCCCAUCCCUGCCACCUUCAAUGACUUCUGGCGUGUUGUCUGGGAACAAGACGUUAGAGUUAUUGUCAUGCUGACAGCCGAAGCCGAAGGCGGGCAAGUCAAGAGCCACGUGUAUUGGGACGCGGGUGACUACGGGUCUUUGAAGCUUAAGCAGCUCUCUGAGCGGCAAGUGAGCCUGGAAUCCAAGAAAUACUCGAGUAAAGCUCCUAUGCCGUCUAGACCUGCUCUAGGUCCUAGGAGGUCCACCACGGCCAAUGUGCUAGGAGAGCGCAGCGAGGACGAGCCCAAGACUCCCGCGGCCAAAUCACCGACGGCCACGGUGCGACAUUUCAGUCUGAGUCACUCUGCAUAUCCUUUCGAGCCUAUGCGGGAGAUCACGCAGAUCCAGUACAAAGACUGGCCCGACUUUGGCGCACCGGCCAGCCCCUCGGAACUUUUGGGGCUUGUCGAACAGGUCAACAAAUAUGUUCGAGGAUCUUCCAGUCCUUCUAGCGUGGUAGGACCUGACGAAGCAACGCCGGAAGGAUCACGACCCAUUCUGGUUCAUUGCAGUGCCGGAUGUGGCCGAACCGGCACCUUCUGCACCAUUGAUUCGGUCAUCGACAUGCUCAAGCGGCAGAGGUUGUCUCAUGAAAACAAUGGGAGUAAAAUGGACGUCGACAGCGGUGAUUGGGUGUCCCGAGACGACGUUGAUUUGGUGGCCAAGACAGUCGAUGACUUUCGGCACCAGCGACUCAGCAUGGUGCAGAAUCUACGCCAGUUUGUGCUUUGUUAUGAAAGCAUCCUGCAGUGGCUUGUAGCGCAAGAUGCAGACCGUCAGAAAAGAGCCGGCACCGCCGACUCGAGGCGGAGUUAUUGAGGGGAGGGUUUUGUUUUGGUUAUCAUCACGGCUGACAUUGAAUGGGUGGCCUUCCGCCCACGGUCAAGCUCAUGACGGGGGUUGGGAUGGAGUUCAUGGGUGUUCUACAGGAGGGUUUCCGGCAUUAGAGAAUGAACGGCAUCUCGAACGGGCAUCACCGGGAGUUCUGGGGCUCAUCGUCGGUCAAGGCAAGACGCUGGGGAUACUUUUGAUAGCAUUGUUACUCUGUGCAGCCAGCAUGAAGCAUAGAAGCAUAGAAGCGUUUCCACCAUGAAACUGAUUCAUGUUACUUUUCUCCAUCUGCCAGGGUACUUAAGACGUUGAUGAGUACAGUAGUACUGUUUCCUGAUAUUUCAGGUGUGGGUGAGCUUGUUCGUUCGUUUGGUGUUUGUUCAGAGCCACGUCCGCUCCGAGUCCCCAGUAUUCGUGGUUCAUAUCUGGGCCGAGCGGGGCAGUCUCUUGUUCGUACUGUAUCAUGCCAG